AUGUUCGAGGCCGUCGAAACGAAUCUCAAGAUCCUGUCGUAUUUUAUGGACGCAGGAUUUGACGCAAAUACCGUCGAUCCACGACGAGGAGAUGGUCGCAUGAACCUCCCGACAAGGGUUUUAAUCGCAGGCUUCCACGUACCGUCACAUGCAGCAGCUAAGUUCCUCUUGGAAAGAGGAGCCGAUAUCGAUGUGCGAAAUCCAUUAACUGACGUGACACCGCUCUUGUUCAUGGCAAGGAGAACAUGGAGUCCUCGUGGGACUCGCCUCCGCGAGGCGGCUGCUGACUGCCUCUUGCAGCAGGGAGCCAACAUGUUCUUUACGAGCAACCGGGUUCAGAAACCGUUGGUCAAGGCUGCUAUGAAAGGAAGUGCUGGCAUUGUCAGAAUAUUUCUGGAAUGGUAG
Molecule: messenger RNA, 405 nt
Organism: Penicillium daleae
Lineage: Eukaryota; Fungi; Ascomycota; Eurotiomycetes; Eurotiales; Aspergillaceae
Exons: 1
Coding region: 1-405 (134 amino acids)
Source: RefSeq, a predicted model, not a curated record